AUGGAUGUAGACUCAAACGACAGCAGCAGAGACACCGAUAUAUGCGAGACGAAUGCUCAGCGUUUGAUUGCCGAGAGCGGUGGUCGAUGUAUGAGCACCCAAGCGAUGCAGUCGCUUUAUGACUUUCGACAGAAUAAUUUGCUCUGCGAUGCUGUUCUGAGGCUGGAGGAUGGAGGCGUUUUCCCGAUCCAUCGAGCAAUUUUAUCAGCAUGCAGUCCCUACUUCAGGACAUUGUUCACAACUACGUUGCACUUCCGCGAGAAAACCGACGUUCUUCUGCCUGGUGUCAGCAGCAACAUGAUGAAUCUUCUUCUAGAAUACGCGUAUCUGCGAUCCAUCAACGUGAACAAUGAAAACGUCUGCCAGCUGUUGGUCACCGCGGAUUAUUUGAAUAUUCUCGGCGUAUUGGAGCUCUGCUGCGAGUUUCUCAAACAGAAUCUAGCGCCGGAGAAUUGUAUAUCGGUGAUGAGAUUCGCACGGGAGCAUUUCUGCACGGGACUGGAGAACAGCGCCUAUCGUUACGUCAUGAGACACUUCGUGCAGGUAGCCCAGCGAAGUGAGGAAAUUCUCGAUUUACCGAUCGAAGAGUUAAUGACUUUGAUAGGAGCCGAUGAGCUGAACGUGAAAAGCGAGGACACGGUUUGGGAGCUGGUACUGAAGUGGAUCAAUUUCGAUCCAGAGUCCCGGAAAGAUUACAUAGUCGAUCUGAUGAAGAAUAUCCGUCUUGGCUUAUUGGACACGCAGUUCUUUCUCGAGAACGUAAAGGACCAUCCGUAUGUGACCGGGAACGACGCUUGCCGGCCAAUCAUCAUCGAGACGUUGAAAUUCUUGUACGAUCUCGAGAUCAUUACACAGAAGGACGGGGAAGUGCCCACGCCGAAAAUCGCGAGACCAAGAGUGCCUCACGAGAUACUGUUCGCUAUAGGAGGUUGGAGUGGCAGAACUGCUACGAAUUUCAUAGAAACGUACGACACCAGGGCGGAUCGAUGGGUAAAGGUGCAAGAGGUGGAUCCGAACGGCCCUCGAUCGUACCACGGAACGGCGGUGGUUGGUUUCAAUAUCUAUGUAAUCGGCGGCUUCGACGGGGCGGAUUAUUUUAAUAGCUGUCGUUGUUUCAACGCCGUCAAUAAAGUUUGGAGAGAAGUUGCUCCGAUGAACGCCAGAAGGUGUUACGUAAGCGUCGCUGUACUAAACGAUCUCAUUUAUGCGAUGGGAGGUUACGAUGGAUAUUAUCGUCAAAGUACUGCGGAACGAUACAAUUACAAGACGAAUCAAUGGUCUCUGAUAGCGCCCAUGAAUUGCCAGAGAUCCGAUGCCAGUGCGACCACUUUAAAUGACAAAAUUUAUAUUACGGGCGGCUUCAACGGUCACGAGUGCUUAAAUUCUGCCGAAGUGUACGACCCAAAGUUCAAUCAGUGGACAUUGAUAGCUCCGAUGAGAUCGCGCAGGAGCGGAGUCUCUUGCAUUGCCUAUCACAACCACGUAUACGUAAUUGGGGGUUUCAACGGGAUAUCCAGAAUGUGUAACGGUGAAAAAUACAAUCCUGCCACGGACAUCUGGAGCCCGAUCCCGGAUAUGUAUCAUUCGCGCAGUAAUUUCGCGAUUGAAGUGAUCGACGACAUGAUAUUUGCAAUCGGAGGAUUCAACGGUGUUACUACUAUUUACCACGUGGAAUGUUACGACGAAAAGACAAAUGAAUGGUACGAAGCGACAGACAUGAACGUUUAUCGCUCAGCACUGUCGGCCUGCGUGAUCAUGGGUCUGCCAAACGUGAACGAUUAUAUUCAUAAACACCGCGAACGUCUGAUGGAAGAAAAGCGACAGAAAUUGUUGGCGUUGGAAGUACACCGUAGUCAACAUCAACAGGAUCAGGCGCAACAGAAUCGUGAAAAUUUGCUGGCUAACGAGAUUAUACCAGACCCGCCCCCGUUGCCCCAAAACAGCGACUCGAACAACGAAAAUCGGCAAAAUUGACGGCGCGGGGCAGAUAAUUAUGGAAAAAUAACUUUGAGACUAGAGGCUUCAUGGCCAGUCGGAUGGACGAUACCUGGAACAAAGGAAGAAAAAAAAACGUGUGUUGAAAGUGAUUAAUUAACUUGCGGUUACAUUGAAAGGAAAUGGAAAGAAAAUG
Messenger RNA from Dufourea novaeangliae, 2131 nucleotides. RefSeq names its product kelch-like protein 10 (gene klhl10). Gene Ontology annotation, molecular function: protein binding. The transcript is spliced from 9 exons. Bases 1 to 1974 code for a protein of 657 amino acids. The record is from RefSeq and is a predicted model, not a curated record. NCBI's taxonomy places the organism in Eukaryota, Metazoa, Arthropoda, Insecta, Hymenoptera, Halictidae.